This is a messenger RNA of Clarias gariepinus (North African catfish), 1585 nucleotides long. RefSeq names its product 4-galactosyl-N-acetylglucosaminide 3-alpha-L-fucosyltransferase 9-like. Gene Ontology annotation, cellular component: membrane. Gene Ontology annotation, molecular function: alpha-(1->3)-fucosyltransferase activity. The transcript is spliced from 4 exons. Lineage: Eukaryota; Metazoa; Chordata; Actinopteri; Siluriformes; Clariidae. The coding region runs from base 1 to 1509 and encodes 502 amino acids. The record is from RefSeq and is a predicted model, not a curated record.
AUGAAUGUCGCAUCAGCUCCGCAGCCGCCAAGUGCCGAGGACAUCACACCAGCUCCUCAGCCCGACCCAGCAGACGGCGUGUCGGCCAAGUCACUCAGCUUCACGGACAUUGGUCCGGUACAGGUUAAGCUGACGUGGGGCUUUGGGGACAUGGUCAUGCAUGCAAGGCAGCAAAGCUCGGGGGGAAAAGGCAACCGCCUCUGGGUUAGGGGGCAAGACUCAGAACAUUGGGGCGGGAGUCCUGGACCUCCGGAACUGGACAGAAAUAUGAGGAUAUCAUUCAGAAGACUACAAGAUAUCAAGCAGACAGAACUGGACAGAAAUAUGAGGAUAUCAUUCAGAAGACUACAAGAUAUCAAGCAGACAGCCACACAAUGUGUUUGUCUCCUGCUUGUCUUUCUGCUUUUUUGUUUCGGAGGAAUAUUCUACACUCACUACAAACCAAAUACACGCUGGCUAUCGUGCCCUAAAUGUUCUCUCUGCACAGAUGAAUGCAUCGCUACAUUUAAGGAAAACUUUACUCAGGAUGCAAACAACACCAGCACUUUGGUAAAGCAGCAGUUACCGAUCACUACACCAGCUUCCACGGAAGAAAAUGAAAAUCGUGACUUUGACACUCUCAUGUUAAUCUGGACGUGGCCGUUUGGAUUUACGUUUGAAGCAGAGUCCUGUAGUUCACAGUUUGGUAUUAAAGGAUGUCAAUUUACAACUGACAGAAGCCAGUAUGACAAAGCCCAUGGUGUCGUGUUUCAUCACAGAGACAUCGGUGGUGAUCUCGCAAACCUGCAAACCACUUCACGACCUUCACAUCAGAAGUGGGUGUGGAUUAACAUGGAGUCUCCUGAUAAUUCACCAAGAUGGUCUGGGAUAGAUGGUUUGUUUAACCUGACGUCAACCUAUCUGAGAGAUUCAGAUGUCUGGGUGCCUUACGGGAGAAUCGUAAAAGCAUCAGAGGAAAACAAAACCUUUGAAAUACCACCGAAGGACAAGUUAGUGUGCUGGAUCGUCAGUAACUGGAAUCCCAACUUUAGGAGAGUGAAAUAUUAUAAUGAACUGAGCAAACACAUUAAAGUAGAGGUUUACGGUAGCGCCUUUAACAGGUAUCUGAAUGACGCCGACUACAAUGCCACCAUGUCCAGCUGUAAAUUCUACUUAUCGUUCGAGAGCUCCAGCCAUAAAGACUACUUCACAGAGAAGCUGUUUAACGCCAUGAAACUCAACGUGGUUCCUGUGGUUCUCGGCCCGUCCAGGGAGAACUAUGAGGAGUUCAUUCCACCAGAUUCAUUCAUUCAUGUUGAUGAUUUUGAAUCUCCUGAGAAAUUAGCAGAACAUCUCACAUUUCUGGACCAAAACCAGGAGAAGUAUGAGCAGUACUUCAACUGGAGAAAACUUUUCUUUGCUGAAAGUACCUUUUUUGGUCUAGAACAUGCUUGUAGAAGCUGUGAUCAUAUAAGAAAACACGACAACUACAGAGUGUUUAAAAGUAUCACUAAAUGGUAUUGGGAUUAGAUUGCAUUUGAUUUUACAAGCAAACACACAUGCGUAGGCUGUAGCACUGGCAAAUGUUUUAAUACUGAACCAUGCC